Messenger RNA from Epinephelus fuscoguttatus (brown-marbled grouper), 2342 nucleotides. RefSeq lists its product as uncharacterized. Lineage: Eukaryota; Metazoa; Chordata; Actinopteri; Perciformes; Serranidae. Gene Ontology annotation, molecular function: transmembrane signaling receptor activity. The record is from RefSeq and is a predicted model, not a curated record. Bases 61 to 1113 code for a protein of 350 amino acids. Gene Ontology annotation, biological process: cell surface receptor signaling pathway. The transcript has 9 exons.
UCAGGAGUCCUCACAUUAACAGAGCUUCAGUGUUCAUCAGUGUGUCGAGACUUGGACAAGAUGAGACUCACGUCAGUCUGCGGGCUUCUCUUGCUGUGUGUCCACGGCAACUCUGUGGACGCAGGGAAUAUUUUUGACAGAUCUUCAUCUCAUAACAUACAGCGUCGGGAGACCAACACCAAGCGGAAUUUCUCGGAGGUCAUGGUUACAAAGAUGACGGUUUCUCCGACCUGGUACGUCAGUGAGGGCGUCACUGUAGUGAUCAACUGCACCACGCACACAGACGAUGGGAACUACAGUGACAAGAUGGACCUUAAGCUGUUCUGGACCAAGAUGAGCCCCAGAGAGAGGAUCAAGAAGGUCUUGGUCAGCCAGCGAGCAUCUAAAGGCAUCUCCUAUGUGCUGAGCCCCGUUACCCAUGAGCACCAGGGUGUCUACACUUGUGACGAUGAUGGCAGCUUCCCUCAUGUUUAUGUUCGAGACUGGCACCAAAUACUCUGGGUGGAUGACGCUUCUCCAAGAGCUACCAUAGACGUGGUCAGCCACAGCAGGAGCCAGUUCUUCAACGGUGAGACAUUCAGUGUGAGCUGUCAGCUGCCUGACGAUGACACCCAGUGGAAGAUGAUGAGAUUUAAUGACUUUGUGGGAAACAUCACAGAGUGUCCCAAUCAAGUGUCCUCAGGCCGCCGUCUGUCCUGCACUGUCCGUUCGGAAUUUCCCUGGGCGGACGUACUGUACUGGUGUGAGACUCCAGCAGGGGAGAGGAGCAACGCCCUCAACAUCACCACCAUGGCUGGUGUGAUGGUGGCCCUGGAGAGUCCGUCACUUCCUGUGCUGGAGGGUGAGGACGUGAUGCUGCGCUGUUUACAUAAAAACAGAACCACAAACAAAAUCACCUCCAACUUUGGCGCCAUCUUCUACAGGAACCACCGUCGGAUUAGGGUUACAACUGAAGGCGACCUGACUCUGACAGCAGUGACCAAAGCUGACGAGGGAAUCUACAAAUGUCGGCACCCAGUGGACGGACCGUCUCAUGAAAGCUGGAUCACUAUUAAAGCUCGGCCCAAUGAAGACCAGAAGAAGAAGAGUGAUGAUGUCAUCAAGACGCCAUAGAUGUUCCCUGGCUCCACCUCCAGGCCCAGUCACCUGAUCUCUGAUGGGUCAUUAAACAUGCCGUCAUAACAGUAGACAUGAGAGGCUUCAAGACUUUGUGUACAUGUAUCAGACUCGCUGUACGCACGACAAGGAAAUGUCACAUUAAGCUAAUCUCACUGAUGCCACAGCUGAUCGUGUAGUCAGACGAUGAUGUUAACAAAGGCCCUGCACCUGAGAUUUUUUUAUUUCAGAUUUUAAUGUCUAAAUCACAAACUAAACAAGGUUUCAAAGAAAACUACAGCACCAUACUGAAGUGUGUGUCGGUGCGACCUCGGUGUAUCUGAAGCUCAGACUGAAUAAAACAUGGCGGAGAGACUGUGUUGUUAACACGAGCGUGACUUUAAUGUUUCUGAAUAAUUCAGAGAAGCAACCCAGUGCUCUGUCAACAACAUGACCCCACUACAGAGAGGACGGAGAGAAAGUGAGACAAGGAAGGAGAGGAAAUGUGUGCAAGCGGAGGAGAAAGGAAGAGAAUGAGAGGUCAACGUGCUGUAUUGGUUCUCCAAGUAGGACAUGAAUUCCCAUCAGGACCACAAAUGUGACGACAGAGCAGACAAAGAAAGAGCAUUUAAAUAUGGUGUACAGGUUUAGUACGUUUCACAUGUGCUUUAUAUUUUACAAUAUGCCAUCAAGCAAAUACAUCAAUGAAGCAGGAACACUGUGACUGUGUGUGUCGCCCCCUGUCAGCUGAAUGUUGCUACUGCAUUAAUUAAUGUCUACUGACAAGAGAGUGGUAACCUGGGUGGGGAGGCUGGAAAGGAAAGGAAAGGAAAGGAAAGGUGAAGAUGGGAGAAGGAAAGAAAAAGACUGAAAAGUUAAGAAAGAAAAACAGGAAAGGUCAAGACAGGAAAGAAAAGGUCAAGACAGGAGAGGAAAGGAAAGGAAAUUAAAGGAAAGGAUAGGAAAGGACAGGACAGGGAAGGUCAAGAAAGGAAAGGAAAUGGAAUGAAAGGAAAGGAAAGGUGAAGACAGGAAAAGGAAACCAAAAAGAUAGGAGGAGGGAAAGACAUUAAAGGAAAGAAAAGGAAAUAAAAAGACUGGAAAGUUAAGGAAGAAAAACAGUAAAGGAAAGAAAAAGGAAAGGACGGGACAGAACAGGACAGGAAAGGUCAAGAAAGGAAAGGAAAGGAAAGGAAAGGAAAUGAAAUGAAUUGAAAGGACAGGACGGGAAAGGAGAGGAAAGAAAA